This is a messenger RNA of Daucus carota subsp. sativus, 1052 nucleotides long. RefSeq names its product fatty acid elongase 3-like. The record is from RefSeq and is a predicted model, not a curated record. Gene Ontology annotation, biological process: very long-chain fatty acid biosynthetic process; fatty acid elongation, saturated fatty acid; sphingolipid biosynthetic process. Bases 74 to 883 code for a protein of 269 amino acids. NCBI's taxonomy places the organism in Eukaryota, Viridiplantae, Streptophyta, Magnoliopsida, Apiales, Apiaceae. Gene Ontology annotation, molecular function: fatty acid elongase activity. The transcript has a single exon. Gene Ontology annotation, cellular component: endoplasmic reticulum membrane.
AAUAAUCAAUCCGCGCCUUAUCCCCAAGAGUCAAGACACAAUCUCCACCUCGAGCCGGUGGCGCGUGCACAACAUGAACUUGACCCCAUCCUACUGGCUUGUUCACCACCCUUCAAUCUCACAGUUCCAGUGGAACCAAGGCCAAACAUGGGGCUCAACUCCACUCUUCUUAGCCCUCACUCUCCUCACCUAUCUCUCUCUCACCUACUCUCUCUCCACCCACAUCUCUCUCACUCUCCCCAAAUCUCUCCUCCGUCUCUUUUCCGCCUUCCACAACCUCCUCCUCUCUCUCCUCUCUCUCAUCAUGGCCCUCGGCUGCUCCCUCUCUAUUCUCCACCAAAUGCCCAACUAUUCCUGGAUCGUUUGUUUCCCACCCAAUGAGACCCUUCCACGUGGACCCGUGUUCUUCUGGGCCAAUGUGUUUUAUUUUUCCAAGAUUCUUGAAUUUCUAGACACCCUUUUGAUCAUCCUUGGCGGGAGCAACGACAGACGCCGUCUCUCGUUCCUCCACGUUUACCACCACACCGUGGUGGUGGUCAUGUGCUAUUUAUGGCUUGCGACGAGUCAGUCACUUUUUCCGGUGGCAUUGAUCACCAAUGCCACGGUGCACGUGAUAAUGUAUAGCUAUUACUUGUUGUGUGCUUUGGGGAAGAGGCCGCGGUGGAAGAGGGCGGUGACUGAUUGCCAGAUUGUGCAGUUUGUGUUCAGUUUUUGUGUGUCUGGAGUGAUGCUUUACCAUCAUUUCUGGAGGGGAGGGUGUUGUGGGAUUUGGGGAUGGUGUUUUAAUGCAGUUUUCAAUGCUUCUCUUUUGGCCCUGUUUCUCAAUUUCCAUUCCAAGAAUUAUCAGGCCAAGAAGAAUGAGCAGCUGCUUAAAAACAAAUGAUCAUCACCCCUUGUGCUGCUGCUUGUUGCUUUAAGCUUUUAUGUGCUGCUGAUUGAGUUUAGUAUAUCACAAGUUUGUGCCUUUCAUUCUACGUACUGAUGAUUUAUAGUACUUUUCAUGCUCAAAUGACAAGAUAAUUCACACAUAUUUUACUUGCAUUUACCUGUAG